UGUUUUUCUUGUUGCCCGGGCGGGCCUGGCGGCGGGCGGGCUGCUACUCUCGGAUGAGCGGGCUCUAGGACUCUCGGAGGUGGGAGUCUUGUAUUUUCGGGUAGAAACCAAACCCUAGAGUCCCGGAAAGUCUUGGACAACAUGGCUGCUGAUUACAAUAUGCUAUCGAUUGCAGAGUGUGGCUAAUAUAAGCAGUUUGGCUUCCCAAGUUGACGCUUAUGCUAAGUUAGCGCUAGCCGACGUUCGGGAUAACUUGACUUAGCAUUAGCAAAAAAAAAAAAAAAGCUAACUAAUUUACCGCUGUUGUGUUCCACUCGAAUCGACUAUAAUGUCAUAUGUAUGACCCGAAUAAGAACCCGAUUCGAGUUUUGCUAAUUUGAAACUCUUGUGUGAAGAGCUCAGCCUGGUUGCGUUUUGUCGCUUCUUGUUAGCAUGUUAGCAUAGCUAGCUCAACUAAACUAGUGCUCUGUGACGUAACUCGCUCGUUGUUUUGACAGCGUCUUAUCCGGAGCGGCGAACGUCAGCCAACUAUCGUCUUUUAUGCUUUUCGCCGUAUUUAUUUACGAUACACAAGUAGUUACUAUUCACGGUUCAAGCUUGUCCGUUCUUGGGUUUGUUUGUGUUUACAGCAUGAGUUUCAUAUUGCCAGUCCAAAGCCGUGCACUGACAUGCUUGUUUGUUUCAAUCCCGAGACACCAUGUCAACACACGUGUUUUUGCAGCUGUAGGAUGGAUCCAGACAGCGGCGCAGACGCACAAAAAGCUGUGAGUUUGCAAUGGACGAGCUUCAAACUGGUCCAGGACCCGGCUACCAGACGGGUGGCGCAGAAGAUCUACAGAUACGAUGGAGUGCAUUUCAGUGUGCCUGACUCUGGAUUCCCACCUGUGGGUGAACUGCGGGACCCGAGACCCCGCAGAUUAUGGUCCAGGUAUACAGAGAUGGUCCUGCCAGUGCCAAAGUUUAAGCUGGACGAGUUCUACGUGGGUCCGAUCCCCCUAAAAGAGGUAACUUUCGCCCGGCUCAACGACAACAUCAAGGAGCCCUUCUUGGCCGAGAUGUGUGCCAAGUUUGGCGAGGUGGAGGAGAUGGAAAUCCUGUUCCACCCCAAAACCAGGAAGCACUUAGGCCUGGCCCGGGUGCUGUUCACCAGCACACGCGGUGCCAAGGACACAGUCAAGCAGCUACACAACACCUCAGUCAUGGGCAACAUUAUCCACGCGCAGCUGGACAUCAAAGGCCAGCAAAGGCAGAAGUAUUACGACCUGAUUGUGAAUGGUUCCUACACGCCCCAAACGGUACCCCUGGGGGGCAAGGCCUUAGUGGACUGCCUCACACCGCAGACCCCCACACAGCCACAGCCUGAUGUGGCUGCGGAUAUCCGGCGGCGUCUCUCCAGUGAGCUGGCUGUGUUGGCGGCGGGUGUCCAGCAAGCCCUCAAGUCCGGAAACAUCACCCCUGGCUCUGCGGAUACCGGUUUCGGUGAGCAGCGCCUGGACACGCCCCCAUCCUCCUCCUCCGUGACGGGCCCUUACACUUCGGGGUCCUCAGCGUCCUCGCAGAGCGGGACGCCAUACAGCUCCAGAUCCGGGACGCCGUUCUCUCAGGAGUCCGGCUAUUCCGGUGCCAGGCACAGUGGCUACAACUCAGGCACUUUGGGAAGCGGUUACCCCCCUCAGGACAUGCUGCCUUCCUCCUCCUCCUCCUCUGCGGUUUCGUCCACAGUAGGUGGCGGAUUCAAAGUGUCCCGCUACUCCGAGGACGUCCACGAACCUUCGUUGUACCACCGAGGUCGUCCCGGGUACCUCCCUGCCGCCUCGUACCGUCCCAACGAGCCGCCUUGCUACCCACCGUACCCUAAUGCGGGAGGACCCGGCCCCCACAUGGCGCACCACUCUGCCAUGCACCCGCUGCCUUUAGGGUCCCAGUAUGAACAGCCUCUCAUGACUGAGCGGGACAGAGACUCGGGAGGGCGUUAUGGGGCGGUGGGCGGCAUCUCCAGGCGGGCGUCUUACCAUCACCAGCAGGACGCCAACUCCUCCUCCUUGAAGUAUCAUUCCCAUCAUUCGCAUCAUCACUCGGAGCGCCGGGAAGAGCGGGGCUACCGGCGUGAACGCGUGGGCUCACGCUCAGGCGACCACGGGCAUCAGCGGCACCGCAACCACCACCACUCGCACAACCACCACAGCAGCCGCAGGAAGAGCAGCCACGACCGCGACAGGGACCGGGAGCGGGAUGGAGACUACUCUGGCAACUCCGACCCCAGAUACAAUUCCAACUCGUACCGCUCUUCCUCCAACAGUAUGUCCCCACCACCCUCGUCCUACUCUGCGUAUUCUUCCUCCAAAGAUCCCACCCCAACCCCUCCUCAGGGAUUGGAUGCGUCCGCUCGUCUGGGGGGCACGAGCCUCCCGGAGAGGGGCCCUGCACCCUCAGUGGGUGCCCUUCCGCCACCCCUUCCCCCACCGCCACCGCCCCUGCCACCGGCAUCCGUUAUUGCUGCAGCUGUGGCCGAAACGCUGGGCACACUUGAUUUCAACCAGGAUAGUCCUACCAGAGAGGAGCAGUGGACCAAGCCCAAACGCCGUCCCAGCACGCCACCGGUCCCGCCAAAGACACCACCACCUUUGUCCCCCUCCCAUUCCUCCAUCGCCUCCUUAGCCACUUCACCUUCCUCCACCUCCCUCCCCCAGCAGCCUCCCACAUCCGGUACCUCACCAUCAGGCCGCCGACGUGGUUCUGCCUCCCCGGAGCCGGACUCUACCAAUGAAAGCUUACCAUUCGCCUACCAUAGCAGCAGCCUGGACUCGCGCAUUGAGAUGCUCCUCAAGGAGCAGAAGGCCAAGUUCUCCUUCCUUGCUUCCGAUGAGGAAGAUGAGGUGGAGAAGCAGAGGGGUACACGGUCAGAAGGCGGGACGAAAAGAGGGCGACCUGGUACUGACACGGUCGAGCUCACGGGCGCCAACCAGGCAGGCAAUGGCAGGGACAAGGAGAGGGGCAAAGGGGAUCGUGACCGAGACUGCCUCAGGAAACGAGGUAAGGUCGCCGACGUUCGGAAGAGUCCCGACAAGCCGCCGGCUUCCACGCCGUCAUCUUCCACGUACUCACCUCAUGUGCCGCCCCCGGAAGAGCCCUUGCCGCCGAUCGGCCCCACUGGGACGGACGUGGCCCCGGAGGAGUCGACACAGGACCAGAGUACUGACGCACGCAGCAGGACAGGAGCACACACGCCACCUUACAACGGACAGAGUCAGUCCUCCCCUCAUUCCUCCGGGGAAGACAUGGAGAUCUCUGAUGAGGAGGAGGGCGAGGUGUCCAUCACGACGGUUACCACCCACCAGUCCUCCAUCACCUCCUGCUCCUCGCCGUCAUCCACCCAGGCGGUCAUGCCAUCACAGGCGGCGGACCCCUCGUCGUCGUCGCACCCGCCCAUCUCUGAGUCGGCACAGCACUUUGGCACCUCCGUGCAACCGCCUAUCCCCUCCUACCCGCCCCACCUGCCGCCCCCGCCGGGAUACUCCCUGCAGCCGCCCCCGCCUCCUGGGAUUCCGCCGCCGCCCCUCAUGGAGCUGCACACUGAGUAUCCUCCGCCCAUGCCUCACCACAUGUAUGACUAUGCCAGCUCAAUGGAGCUAAUGAACCAAUACACUGGUGGGGCGCCCAUGUCCUUCCAAAUGCAGACGCACAUGCUCAGUCGCCUGCACCAGCUGCGCAUGGCAUCGUCGAAUGGCACGACAGGCCCGGGCGAGGCCGCCACCGGGGACUAUUCCUCCUACCACCUGCAAUCACUGCCGCCCCCGCACCACCCUUACAUGGAACAAGAAGGGAGCGGGGCAGCCGCACACUACGAGCAGGAUCACCGCUAUAUGCCCCCCCACAUGCCUCCCUACCCUUACACUGACCCGCACGGCAACCAGAUGCCGCCUCCUUCGCACCUCCCCCCUCCACACACUGCAUGGCCACCGCACAUCUUAGCUGCGCACUAUCCCUCCUACAUGCCGCCGCCCACCUACGGCACCAUGCCACCUGGUGAGGGUGGUGAGUACCAGACCUCCGCCGAGGAGAUAUCCCUGCUCCCCGAGAAUCCUCACGAAACCACCGUGCAGAUGGCGCUGGCCACGCUCAUCCAGGAAAUGAAGAACAUAAUGCAGAGGGACCUGAACCGCAAGAUGGUGGAGAACAUCGCCUUCGCCACCUUUGACGAGUGGUGGGACAGGAAGGAGACCAAAGCUAAGCCAUUCCAGACAAUGUCGGCCUUGCGUGAUGAGGAGAAAAAAGAGGAGAAAGUGAACCGUCCUCGCGAGCCCUUCAUGUCUCUGGUGGAUUGGGCCAAGAGCGGCGGUGUGGAGGGCUUCUCCCUGCGGGGAGCACUCAGGCUACCAUCCUUCAAGGUGAAGAGGAAAGAGCCUCAGGAACUCAUGGAAGGAGACAUGAAAAGGCCGCGACCGUCAACGCCGCCUGAUGAGGACGACGAAGCAGCUGACGGGAGAAUGCCGGAUACUGGCCGAGCGGGACGGGACAACAAGAGAAGGAAAAAGAAGCCCAGGAGUCGAAAACCUUGGGAGCUGGACAGUGAGGGAGAGGAGACGUCGGACGGUUCCUCCUCUGAAAAGGAUGAUGGGGAAGUGGAGGCGAGUGACAAGUCUGAUGACGACGCCCUUAGCGCUGACAGUGAUGACGAGAGCCUCUCCUCGUCCUCUGAGGGCUCUUCCUCUUCAGGGUCCUUGUCCUCGUCCUCCUCCGAGGACGAAGAGGAGGAAGGGGAAAGGCCCGACAGUGACGGACUGGACACCAUGGAUGAGUCCACCAUGGACAGCACGGUGGAAAAAGAUGGCCGGGGGAAGAUAUUAACAAAGGCAGAGCUCAAAAUUGGUAGAGCCAAAGACAGCCAAGCGGGACUCCUCUCCAAGCGGCCCCCGUCCCCUCCGUACCCACGUCCUCCGUCCCCCGUGGCCCCUGUCCCCCCUCUCAAAAAGCGCAGAAAGACAGUCUCCUUCUCCACCGAAGAGGACAGCAAAGCUCUGUCAUCAUCUUUGCCACCGUCGCUGUCGUCGCCUUCCUUGCAAACACCGGGCGAGGCUCCCCCCCACUUGCCCACCAGACCCUUGGACACUCGCACGGCUACUGUCCCGCGUACCGCUCACGGGAUCCAGCUUCUCCCCUUCGCAUCGAAACCGGGGGAGGGCAAUGCUCUUAUUGUGCCGCCGUGUGGACGGUCUCCGGAUUCGGAGGAGUCCAAAAGGGUCUCCCCUCAAAUUACUCCCACCAAAGCUGCCGGGAAACGGGGCUCAUUCAAAGACUCUCUCAAAUCCUCUGCCUCCGCUGUCAUGGUGUGCCGCACUGUGCAGAACCUCCCACUGGACCAUGCAUCCAUGUGCAGGAUUGCCUUUGAGGAGGCACCCCCUGUGUCUCUCCUCAGCAAACGACCCAGAGGAAAGUCCCGGACCACCACCAUUCCUACUUCCCUCCGAGAAGAAGACGAGGAUGAGAAGGAGCAGAGGCUGAGGCUCCGGGAGCAGCUCGGAGCAUCCAGCCUGCUCCAGUUGGCAUCAGCCUCCACCGCUGACUUGUCGGUGCUGGCCGAUGUGGCCCUGAAGAUGGAACCCGACGCUGGAGACUCUGAAGAGACUGAGACGUCGGACGAGGCCGAGGAGCAGAAGAUGGAGGCUGGCUUCUUCUCCGAGGAGGCUCUGCUCCGUGUCAUGAGCCCAGAGAGCUUGGUGGUCUUCAUGGAGCACAACUACUGCAGACCCCCCAUCCUCUCAGCACCACCGGCCCUGAAGAAGACCUCCUCCAAGCAGGAGUCCUCUGUCCUGCUCCCAGCCGACCUCAAUGCUAUGUCUGGGGUGCUAGAGGCGCCCGAGGAGGUCAUUGGCGAGGCGCUUCCCCCAAGAGGUGAUUCGGGAGAGUACUUGGGAUUGCUGUCUGAGGAGUCGAGCCAGGCCACCUCUACACAUCUUCCGGCCAAGAAGCCACUGGUGGGCAAAGCGAUAGAGCUUGAGAAGAGUAAAAAUAGGAGAAGUAAAGACAAGGAAAAUCUGGAGGUUCUUCCAACAAAGAUACAGAAGGAGACGCCAGCCAUGAAACAAAAGAAACGCAAACUAGAGGACUCCGACGCAGAAGAGGAUGUGGAUGUAGAGGAGCUGGAGUCUGGCGAGCUGACAAGCACCGACUCGGAGGGCGAGUCUGCAGUGGUGGUGGAGGACGUGAGGAAGAGCGAGCGCCUCUUCCUCCAGGAGGCCGGUGUGACGUCCAACAAACCCCUGCCGUCCGCCGAGCCUCCGGCGAUAAAGUACGAGAACCGCAGCGAGUUCGAGCAGAUGACUAUCCUAUAUGACAUCUGGAAUUCGGGCCUUGACGGCGAGGACCUGAUGCUGCUGAAGACCACGUACGAGAAGCUGCUCCAGGAUGACCACAACUCUGACUGGCUCAAUGACACCCACUGGGUGCAGCACACUGUGACUAACUUGCCCAACCCUCGACGGAAGAAAAGGAACGUGGACGGGCAGCUGCGCGAGCACGUGACUGGCUGCGCCAGGAGCGAAGGAUACUACGCCAUCAGCCGUAAGGAGAAGGACGUCUACCUGGACUUGGACCUACCCGAGCAGGUCAUACGGGAGGUAGAGAACGUCGAUAGCUCGGGCACCAACCGCUUGCUGUCGGAGCGACGUUCAGAGCAGCGGCGCCUCCUCACGGUCAUUGGCACACCGGCCGUCAUGGACUCUGACCUGCUCAAGCUCAACCAGCUCAAGUUCCGCAAGAAGAAGCUUCGAUUCGGACGCAGCAGGAUCCAUGAGUGGGGUCUGUUCGCCAUGGAGGCCAUCGCUGCCGACGAGAUGGUCAUCGAGUAUGUGGGUCAGAACAUACGACAGAUGGUGGCGGAUAAUCGUGAGAAGCGCUACGCCCAGCAGGGCAUCGGCAGCAGCUACUUGUUCCGAGUUGACCACGACACCAUCAUUGAUGCCACCAAGUGUGGAAACCUGGCACGCUUUAUCAACCACUGCUGCACUCCCAACUGCUACGCCAAGGUGAUCACACUCGAGUCCCAAAAGAAGAUCGUCAUCUACUCCAAGCAGGCCAUCGCCGUCAAUGAGGAGAUCACGUAUGACUACAAGUUCCCACUGGAGGAGAACAAGAUUCCAUGCCUGUGCGGCACCGAGAACUGUCGCGGCACACUCAACUAACGCUCCUGUCGCCAUCAUCCCCACCCGCCCAAAAAAAAAAAACAUGUCCACGCCUUGCACUUUGGUGGCCGUUUUGACCCCCCCACCUGACCCUGCCCCACUCUCGGAAGGUCCACACUUAUCCACGCACAAGGAAGGCAAACACAAAAUUCAGGGUUUUAGAACUUUUAAUCUGACACGUUCUUCUUCUGUUCUAAAAGUGUUCUCCUUGUUUUGGGAUGUUUUUUUUUGUGUUAGUAUUAUCUGAUAUUACUGUUCUGAAAUAGUGUUUCAAGCUUCCAUGUGAUCCAGAUCCAUAAGUUAUCUGCAAUUUUAAAACAAAAACGGAAUGUCCUCCCUGAGUUAGUUCUCUUAUUGUUUUUAUGGUGCCAUUUCCGUGUCGUCGUUUUUUUUUUAUUUUGAAUUAUUUCUACCAAAUUCCUGCAGGUUUUGUCAUCGCUGUGUGUUUGCACAAGUCUGUUUUUAACAGGCACUUUUUUCUUCUUUAUUUUGCAUUGGGUCAUAAAAACAAACAAAAAGAAGGGGCGUGGGGUAACUCAAGGUUAUUUUUUACUGACAAGAUAUUUCAACAAAAAAAAAAAAAAAAAAGGCAACGGACA
Molecule: messenger RNA, 7780 nt
Organism: Phycodurus eques (leafy seadragon)
Lineage: Eukaryota; Metazoa; Chordata; Actinopteri; Syngnathiformes; Syngnathidae
Gene: setd1a
Product: SET domain containing 1A, histone lysine methyltransferase
Exons: 20
Coding region: 669-7181 (2170 amino acids)
Cellular component (GO): Set1C/COMPASS complex
Molecular function (GO): histone H3K4 methyltransferase activity; protein binding; RNA binding
Source: RefSeq, a predicted model, not a curated record